GACGUAUAACCUCACUUCAAGUUUUGUGGGCGUUCUUGAAAACAAGUCCUUUGAGUUCUUACCCCAUUCCCUUUCACUCUCCCUCAGACCCAACAAAUCAAACAACAACAACCACCACAAACGCGUCCUUUUUCAGAUCCCUCACUGCAUCAUCGUGAUCUUCACUCCCCAAAUCACUAGAUUCAACCUAAGUAAGUAAUAGAUUAAUCAAUCCAAACAAAAAUUCCCACUAAUUUGGUCUCUUCUAUUCCCGAUUUUCUUAUUCUUUUCCAGUUUCCCCCAAUUUUAUUGAAAGGUGAUUUUUCUAUUUGCGGUCUUGUCUCAACAACAAGACAGCAUAAAGAUGAGCGAGGUUUUUGAAGGGUACGAGCGCCAGUACUGCGAGCUCUCUGCAAAUCUCUCUCGCAAAUGCAGUUCAACCUCUCAUCUUUCGGAUCAAGAUCAGAAGCAGCAAAGCCUUUCUGAGAUUAAAGUUGGACUAGAUGAUGCCGAUGUGCUGAUACGGAAAAUGGACCUUGAGGCUAGAAGUUUGCAGCCAAGUGUAAAAGCAAAUCUGCUUGCAAAGUUGAGGGAAUAUAAAUCUGAUCUGACAAAGUUAAAAAAAGAAUUUAAGAGGUUAACAUCACCUACUGCUGAUCAGGCUGCCCGUGAAGAUUUGUUGGAGGCUGGAAUGGCUGAUGCACAUGCAGUAUCUGCUGAUCAGAGAGAAAGAUUAACUAUGUCAGUGGAGAGAUUACAUGACUCGAGUGAUAGAAUCAGGGAAAGCCGAAGAACCAUGCUUGAGACUGAAGAACUUGGUGUGUCAAUCCUCCAAGAUCUACACCAGCAGCGGGAGACUCUUUUGAGCUCCCAUAAAAAACUUCAUGGGGUAGAUGAUGCCAUUGACAAGAGUAAGAAGGUCUUAACUACCAUGUCAAGAAGAAUAACUAGAAACAAAUGGGUUGUUGCAUCUCUGAUUGGAGCUCUUGUUUUAGCCAUAGUUAUUAUUCUAUUUUACAAAUUAUCUCAUUAGCUAUUAAUAUGCUCAAGAUACGUCUGGAGGGAAGUGAUUCUUCUCUGCUUUCUGUUCUUGGUUGUAAAUAGGAACCACUACCCUGUUUGUUAUCUUUCCAUUUAUUUCUGCAUUGUGACUUCAUGCUAUGCUAUGUUUUCAAUGAUAAUUUGCAUUUAUGCUCUAAAUAGGAACCGCUAUCAUACCUUCAUGAAAGUAAUAUUGUUUCAUUGAGAAACUUUCGUGUUUCUUGAA
Messenger RNA from Arachis ipaensis, 1246 nucleotides. Lineage: Eukaryota; Viridiplantae; Streptophyta; Magnoliopsida; Fabales; Fabaceae. The record is from RefSeq and is a predicted model, not a curated record.